This is a messenger RNA of Psylliodes chrysocephalus, 363 nucleotides long. The record is from the annotation of a GenBank genome assembly. Lineage: Eukaryota; Metazoa; Arthropoda; Insecta; Coleoptera; Chrysomelidae.
AUGUGGACUUCACUUGAUAAAAAGUCAUAUACGACAUUGCUGGAUGAAGAAUGUCCCGUUCAAGGCUUUAUAGAAGAACUACGAGUGAAAAUGAUUAACUUCUUACACAAUGCCCUCAAAGAUGGAAGUCAUCCAAGAGAAAACUAUAAAGAAAUAUUACAACUAGCACUUUUGUACCUAGGAGGUUGUUCUCAAGACGAAUUCAGUUUCAGGAUCCCAGGAGCUCUGCAUCAAGUAAUGGUAAAAGCAAUUUAUCCACUUAAAAUUGUUCUCUUCACUAAACAGUUGAAUAUGCCUCAACGAGAAUUGAAAGGAACGAAAAGGGUUGCACAUUCUGUCAGCCUUACAUAUGUUUGCUUUUGA